GAGACGGCUGUUGGAGGACGAGAUUGGUUUGUGAAGACGGUACUGAUCGACGGGCUCAAGGUGGACCCAGGACAAGUCUUCUGCCUGCAGUGGAAUCCUGCCGACAACGGCUACGAUGUUACGCUUCACAGCCAGGUUAUGUACGACCGUUUGCUAAUGACUUGCAAGGCCAAGGCAGAGUCUGUGCCCUUUUCCCUUUUCAAGGUGGAGCCUUUGGGACAGAGGAAUGUGCGGGUCAUCACGGUGCACAUGUACAACCCGUAUGUGAGCGACGCAGCACUGGCUGUUUUUCUGGGAAGGUAUGGGAAGGUGGACAAGCCAGUGAAAUACCUGAGGGACAAUUAUGGUCGGCGACAGUUCCGAGUCCUCCUCGGAGAGGAUCCUGAGAGUGGGGAUGGCCUUCGACACCCUCCUGCCUAUUUUUCACUCGGAGGGGAAAGGGGUUUUUUGUUUUACUCGGGUCAGCCGAGUUUUUGUAGGCAGUGUCGCUCUUUUGGACAUUUGGCGGCUGGCUGCACGCUGAUCCGUUGCCGGAACUGUGGAGGGGAGGGACAUGGAGCAGCCUCGUGCAGUCGACCUAAAACCUGCAAUGGGUGUGGGAAAACAGGCCACCUUUUUCGGGUCUGCCCUUCUAGUGGCCGCACAUAUGCGGCUGUGGCAGGGGAGAGUCUGGGCCCAAGCCUGGGACCUUUGGUGGAGGAACCGCAGGAGGUCCAGGGGGUGGAGGGUGACCUCCCAGCAGGGAAGGCACCAACGGCUGCUGAAGCUGAUCCAGAUGCGAAGGCCAUUCCGGCUAAUGGGGCCGAGGACACGGUGGAAUAA
Molecule: messenger RNA, 822 nt
Organism: Menidia menidia (Atlantic silverside)
Lineage: Eukaryota; Metazoa; Chordata; Actinopteri; Atheriniformes; Atherinopsidae
Source: the annotation of a GenBank genome assembly